Messenger RNA from Daucus carota subsp. sativus, 6332 nucleotides. RefSeq names its product callose synthase 3. NCBI's taxonomy places the organism in Eukaryota, Viridiplantae, Streptophyta, Magnoliopsida, Apiales, Apiaceae. The record is from RefSeq and is a predicted model, not a curated record. Gene Ontology annotation, molecular function: 1,3-beta-D-glucan synthase activity. Gene Ontology annotation, biological process: (1->3)-beta-D-glucan biosynthetic process. The transcript is spliced from 43 exons. The coding region runs from base 179 to 6085 and encodes 1968 amino acids. Gene Ontology annotation, cellular component: plasma membrane; 1,3-beta-D-glucan synthase complex.
UUUUAAGACCAUAUAAUAAAUUAAUAACAUUAAUAUUGUCGUGUAAGUUUUGUAUGGUAGAUGAAGCUGUCUGAACUCUCUGUUUCUUCACUGUCCAAACAUCAGUAGCAACUUCACUUUCUCGGAGGUAGCUGAUGAGAGGUUUGAGUUGUAUGUGUAAAAGGGUUUGAAAAGAAACAUGGCUUACAACAGAAGGGGGUCUGAUCAGCAGCAGCAGCAGCCGCCGCCGCCUAGGCGGGGGCUGCUGAGGACUCAGACUGCUGGUAAUUUAGGGGAAACAAUGAUGGACAGUGAAGUUGUGCCGUCGUCUUUGGUUGAAAUUGCGCCAAUUCUUCGUGUAGCUAAUGAAGUGGAACCUUCCAAUCCCAGGGUUGCUUAUCUCUGUCGGUUCUAUGCCUUUGAAAAAGCUCACAAACUCGAUCCAACAUCAAGCGGACGUGGUGUCCGCCAGUUUAAGACUGCGCUGCUGCAACGCCUAGAAAGGGAAGAUAAAGCGACGAUAGUAGGAAGGAAAAAAAGUGAUGCUCGUGAAAUGCAGAAUUUUUAUCAACACUACUAUGCCAAGUACAUAGAAGCUCUGCAGAAUGCCACAGAUAAAGCAGAUCGUACUCGGCUCACAAAAGCUUAUCAAACUGCUGCUGUUUUAUUCGACGUUUUGAAGGCUGUUAAUUUGACCGAAUCUGUUGACAUGGCUGAUGAGAUUAUCGAAGCUCACAAUAAGGUUGCAGAGAAGGCAGAGAUAUAUGUACCAUAUAACAUACUUCCUCUUGAUUCCGAGAGUAAAAAUCAAGCAAUUAUGAGAUAUACAGAGAUUCAAGCGGCCGUUCAGGCCCUGCGCAACACCAGGGGUCUACCUUGGUCCAAGGGCAAGAAGAAAAAAGAAGAUGAAGAUAUUCUAGACUGGCUUCAGGCAAUGUUUGGCUUUCAGAAAGAUAACGUGUCAAAUCAAAGGGAGCACUUGAUUUUAUUGUUGGCAAAUGUGCAUAUUCGGCAAUUACCAAAACCCGAGCAGCAGCCUGUGUUGGAUGAUCGGGCCCUUACAGAAGUGAUGAAAAAGCUAUUCAAAAACUACAAAGGGUGGUGCAAGUAUUUGGGUCGCAAAAGUAGUCUGUGGUUGCCUAAUAUUCAACAAGAUGUACAGCAAAGAAAGCUGUUAUACAUUGGUCUAUACCUUCUCAUUUGGGGGGAGGCUGCAAACUUAAGAUUCAUGCCGGAAUGCCUUUGCUAUAUCUAUCAUCAUAUGGCUUUUGAACUGUAUGGUAUGUUGGCUGGGAAUGUCAGUCAAAUGACUGGUGAGCAUGUCAAGCCUGCGUAUGGUGGGGACGAUGAAGCUUUCUUAAGGAAAGUAGUAACUCCAAUUUACAACACAAUAGCAGAGGAAGCUAGAGGGAGCAGAGAAGAGAAAUCCAAACAUUCACGGUGGAGGAAUUAUGAUGAUUUAAAUGAAUACUUCUGGUCUGUUGACUGUUUUAAACUAAGCUGGCCUAUGCGUGCCGAUGCUGAUUUCUUUUGUCAGCCUAUUGGUCAUCUCAGCAUCCAGAAAAAUAAUGCAGAAAGAGAAGUUCAUAAGGAUCGAUGGAAGGCAAAAAUUAAUUUUGUUGAAAUACGUUCCUUUUGGCAUAUCUUUAGAAGUUUCGACAGAAUGUGGAGCUUCUUUAUAUUGUCGUUGCAGGCAAUGAUUAUAAUGGCUUGGAGCGAAUCAGGACAGCCAACUUCUAUAUUUGAGGAUGAUGGAUUUAAAAAAGUGCUGAGUCUAUUCAUUACAGCAGCAAUAUUGAAAUUUGCCCAAGCUGUUCUUGAUAUCAUAAUGAGCUGGAAAGCGUUACAUAGUAUGUCAGCCCAUGUGAAGCUAAGGUACAUUUUAAAGGCCGUCUUUGCUGCAGUGUGGAUGAUAGUAUUACCUGUCACUUAUGCCUACUCUUGGAGCAAUACCACUGGGUUGGCACAAACCAUAAGAAGCUGGUUUGGGAAUGGCCAGAGUUCACCUUCUUUAUUCGUUAUGGCAGUUCUUUUAUACCUAUUUCCAAACAUGCUCUCUACAUUGUUGUUCGUGUUUCCUUUUAUCCGCUUGCGUCUAGAGAAGUCAAACAAUAUGAUUGUCAGCCUAAUUAUGUGGUGGUCUCAGACUCGGCUAUAUGUUGGGAGGGGAAUGCAAGAGAGCACACUUUCUCUAAUCAAGUAUACUACAUUUUGGGUUCUUCUUAUAGUCUCAAAGUUGGCAUUUAGUUACUAUGUCGAGAUAAAGCCUCUAGUUGGCCCCACAAAGGCAAUUAUGAAGGUCCAUGUAAGAAAUUACCAGUGGCAUGAGUUUUUCCCCCAAGCUAAAAACAAUAUUGGUGUUGUUAUUUCACUCUGGGCUCCUAUUAUUCUUGUCUAUUUCAUGGACACUCAGAUAUGGUAUGCAAUUUUUUCAACAAUUCUCGGUGGCAUGUAUGGUGCAUUUCGUCGUCUUGGAGAGAUCCGAAGUUUGGUGAUGUUAAGAUCUCGGUUUCAGUCUCUACCUGGAGCAUUUAACAACUGCUUAAUUCCAGUGGAGAAUAAAGAAAGACCUAAGAAAGGACUGAAGUCCACAUUAUCUCACAAAUUUCCAGAGUUUCAGAUCCCUUCUAAUAAAGAUAAGGAGGCAGCUCGAUUUGCUCAAUUGUGGAACCAGAUAAUUACUACUUUUAGGGACGAGGAUUUGAUAAGUAAUAGUGAAAAGAGCCUUCUACUCAUGCCUUAUUGGUCAAACCGUGAUUUAGAUCUCAUCCAGUGGCCUCCUUUUCUACUUGCUAGCAAGCUUCCCAUAGCUUUGGACAUGGCAAAAUAUAGUCGCGGAAGACACAAUGAUCUAAUAAAGAGGUUGGAAACGGACAAUUACAUGCGGUAUGCUGUCAUUGAGUGCUAUGCAUCAUGUAAAAAUAUUAUCAACUUUUUGGUUUUGGGGGAGCGCGAAAAAUUAGUUCUAGAGGAGAUUUUUUCCAAAGUUGAUCAUCAUAUACAUAAUGCUGAUGUGAUAAGUGGGUUGAAUAUCAGUUCUCUCCCUAGUCUCUGUGAUCAACUCAUUCGACUCAUAGAGUAUUUGAAAGAAAACAAUAAAGAUGACAAGGAUAACGUCGUCAUUGUGUUACAGAACAUGCUCGAGGUUGUGACAAGAGACAUCAUAACGGAGGACCUAAUUCAUAGUUUGGUAGAAUCAAGCCAUGGUGGAUCAUAUCCUGUGGAUGAGGAUGAAGGAAUGAAACCUCUAAGUGCACAAAGCCAGUUUUUUGGUAAGCUUAAUUUUCCGGUUACUGAGGAAACGGAAGCUUGGAUGGAGAAAAUUAGGAGGCUCCACCUAUUACUUACUGUGAAGGAAUCAGCUAUGGAUGUCCCAUCCAAUUUAGAAGCUAGAAGGCGCAUGUCUUUCUUCUCAAAUUCGUUGUUUAUGGACAUGCCUACUGCACCCAAAGUUCGCAAUAUGCUUUCCUUCUGUGCCCUGACUCCAUAUUAUGUUGAGGAUGUUCUUUUCUCCAUCAAAAGUCUAGAGAAACCAAAUGAAGAUGGUGUUUCUAUCCUCUUCUACUUGCAAAAGAUAUAUCCAGAUGAGUGGACCAACUUUCUUGAACGCGUCGAACGAAAAAAUGAAGAAGAACUUAAAGAAAGUUUAGAGAUGGAAGAUCAACUUCGCCUAUGGGCAUCAUAUAGAGGCCAAACACUGACAAAAACUGUUCGAGGCAUGAUGUACUAUCGGCAAGCUUUAGAACUUCAGGCUUUCCUGGAUAUGGCCAAGGAUGAUGAGUUAAUGAAAGGUUAUAAAGCCGCGGAAUCUAAUACUGAGGAAGAUUUAAGAAAUGAAAGGUCAUUAUUGGCCCAAUGUCAAGCUGUGGCAGAUAUGAAGUUCACUUAUGUUGUAUCAUGCCAGCAGUAUGGCAUUCAUAAAAGGUCUCGUGAUCCACGUGCACAAGACAUUCUGAGGCUCAUGACAACCUAUCCUUCACUUCGUGUUGCUUAUGUUGAUGAGGUUGAAGAGACAAACAAGGGUCAAACGAAGAAUAAGCUUAAAAAAGUCUAUUAUUCAGUGCUUGUGAAGGCUGUACCAAAGUCGCUUGAUUCUGCAGAGCCAGUUCAAAACUUAGAUGAGGUUAUAUAUCGGAUAAAACUUCCAGGGCCUGCUAUUCUGGGUGAAGGAAAGCCAGAAAAUCAAAACCAUGCAUUGAUAUUUACUCGGGGAGAAGGUUUACAAACUAUUGAUAUGAAUCAGGAUAACUAUAUGGAAGAAGCCUUUAAGAUGAGGAACUUACUUGAAGAAUUUCUCCCUCGGAAGAACUUCCAGAAUGACUGGAACAAGGACUCGGAAAAACGUGGUUUUAAGAAUCCAACGAUACUGGGAUUCAGGGAGCAUAUAUUUACUGGAAGUGUUUCCUCCCUGGCAUGGUUCAUGUCCAAUCAGGAGACUAGUUUUGUAACAAUUGGACAGAGGCUUUUGGCUAGCCCUUUAAAAGUCCGGUUCCAUUAUGGCCAUCCUGAUGUGUUUGAUAGACUGUUUCACCUGACCAGAGGGGGUAUUAGUAAAGCUUCGACAAUCAUCAACCUAAGCGAGGACAUAUUUGCAGGUUUCAAUUCUACACUGCGUGGAGGGAACAUUACUCAUCACGAGUAUAUUCAGGUUGGUAAAGGGAGGGAUGUGGGCCUUAAUCAAAUUUCCCAAUUCGAAGCAAAGAUAGCAAAUGGAAAUGGGGAGCAGACGAUGAGUCGUGAUAUCUACAGGCUUGGACACCGAUUUGACUUCUUCCGCAUGCUUUCUUGCUAUUUCACGACCAUCGGGUUUUAUUUCAGCAAUUUGAUUACUGUCCUUAUAGUCUAUGUAUUCCUCUAUGGCCGGCUUUAUCUUGUUCUCAGUGGACUAGAGGAAGCAAUGAGCAAGGAGCCAGCAAUUCGAGACAAUAAACCCCUACAAGUAGCUCUUGCUUCUCAGUCUUUUGUGCAGAUUGGAUAUUUAAUGGCAUUACCUAUGGUGAUGGAAAUAGGUCUCGAGCAUGGAUUUAGCAAGGCAUUUACUGAUUUCGUUCUUAUGCAACUACAGCUGGCACCAAUAUUCUUUACGUUUUCUCUUGGAACAAAAACCCAUUAUUUUGGUAGAACCUUGCUUCAUGGGGGAGCAGAAUACAGAGGGACAGGUCGUGGCUUCGUCGUCUUCCAUGCCAAGUUUGCUGAGAACUAUAGGCUGUACUCUCGUAGUCACUUUGUCAAGGGAAUUGAACUUAUGGUUUUGCUUCUUGUUUAUCAUAUAUUCGGUCGAGCCUAUGAAGGAGUUCUUGCAUAUUUAUUAAUUACUAUAUCUAUAUGGUUUAUGGUGGGAUCAUGGCUUUUUGCUCCUUUCCUCUUCAAUCCAUCAGGGUUUGAGUGGCAAAAAAUAGUUGAAGACUGGAGUGACUGGAAAAAGUGGAUGCUCAACCGGGGAGGUAUCGGCGUGUCACAGGAAAAAAGUUGGGAAUCAUGGUGGGAGAAGGAACAGAAUCAUCUCAAGUUUUCUGGGGCUCGUGGCAUCAUUGUGGAGAUUUUGUUGUCAUUGCGCUUCUUUAUUUAUCAGUAUGGACUUGUAUAUCAUCUGACCUUUGCGAAGCACUCCAAAAGUUUUCUGGUUUACGGACUAUCCUGGAUAGUGAUAUUAGUAAUAUUGUUUGUGGUAAAGGCUGUAUCUGUUGGGCGGCGGAAAUUUAGUGCCAAUUUUCAGCUUGUGUUUCGAAUGAUUAAUGGUGUGAUCUUCAUCAUAUCCGUUGCUGCAUUGAUUACUCUUGUAGUGUUAGUCGACAUGCAAUUUCGUGACAUUGUGGUGUGCAUUCUUGCAUUGAUGCCAUCAGGAUGGGGAUUACUCCUGAUUGCUCAAGCUCUGAAACCUCUUGUUGUAAAAGCCGGAAUAUGGGCAUCAGUUCAGACACUUGCCCGUGGCUAUGAAAUGUUCAUGGGUUUGCUUCUAUUCACUCCUGUUGCGUUCCUAGCCUGGUUUCCAUUUGUUUCAGAAUUUCAAACGCGUAUGCUUUUCAACCAAGCAUUCAGUAGAGGCCUGCAAAUUUCUCGUAUUCUUGGGGGACCGGAAGAUAAAUCUUCUAGGAAUAAGGAAUGAUUUUUUCUCCCAAAAACUCUGUUAGAUAAGUUCACAUUGUAUGAGACACAAAAGAUGCAAAUCCUGUAUUACAAGUAUAAACAAGAAUAAUGUGUAAAAAAACUCUUGCAUAACAGUGUAGGUGUAUAAUUGCAAAUGGCUUUGUACAUAUAGAUUAUAGCCUCUGUAAUACAUAUCAUAUGCCAAGUAUAUUACUAUUGCAGCUCGUUAUAUCAAAUUUGCAGAUGCAGCUAAUUUUUUGAGUCCA